UUCUCAUUGGAAAUGACGUUUCUAUGCUUAAUUCUGUAAAGACUUGGCUUGGAGGUUGUUUCUCAAUGAAAGACAUGGGAGAAGCUGCAUAUAUUCUUGGAAUAAGAAUCUAUAGAGAUAGAUUAAAUAAGACUAUUGGAUUAUGUUAAGAUACUUAUAUCGAUAAGGUUUUGCAUAGAUUCAAGAUGCAUGAUUCCAAGAAAGGCAUCUUGCCGAUGUCCCAUGGCAUAACUUUCAGUAAGACUCAUUGUCCGUCGACACAUGAUGAGCGAGAGCGCAUGAGUAGAAUCCCAUAUGCUUCUGCUCUAGGAUCUAUCAUGUAUGCCAUGCUUUGUACUUGUCCAGAUGUUGCAUGUGCUUUGAGCAUGACGAGUCGAUACCAAUCUGAUCCAGGUGAAAGUCAAUGGACAGCAGUCAAGACUAUCCUCAAGUGUUUGAGAAAUACUAAGGAUAAGUUCUUGGUAUAUGGAGGAAGUGAUGAACUUGUUGUGAGUGGUUACACUGAUGCCAGCUUUCAGACGGACAAAGAUGAUUUCCGAUCACAAUCUGGUUUCAUCUUUUGUCUUAAUGGAGGAGCAGUGAGUUGGAAGAGUUCCAACCAAAGCACCGUAGCAGACUCAACAACUGAAGCUGGAUACAUCGCUGCUUCUGAAGCAACAAUGUAAGCUGUUUGGAUUCGGAAGUUCAUUGCUGAACUGGGUGUGGUUCCGAGUAUUUCUAACCCAGUGGAUCUCUAUUGUGACAACAUUGGAGCCAUCACACAAGCGAAGGAACCUAGAUCCCACCAAAAAUCCAAACACAUUCAAAGGAGAUAUCAUCUCAUUCGUGAUAUCGUCGAUAGAGGAGAUGUGAAGAUUAGCAGAGUCUCAACGGAUGCAAAUGUUGCUGAUCCAUUGACUAAACCUCUUCGACGACCUAAGCAUGAGAGUCAUACUACUGCUAUAGGCAUAAAGUUUCUUAAGAUGUGAUCUUGAUUCUAGUGGGAGAUUUUUCUUUUAUGAUAUGAUGUUCAGGUUUACAUACAUUUGGUUAUGUUUUAAAAUUAAAGAAAUUGUUUCAGAUUUAUUUUAUUAUUGGAUAAUUAAAUAAAAGUCUCAAAAUGAUUUAUAUCAUUCUUAUAGGCCAUCAAGUACGUGACUUGAUCAUGAAACCCUAUAUGUGAGAGAUGUUAUAAAUUAUUGAGGUCUCUAGUCAAGGUUGUUAACUUGGGACAUUAACAACCGAGUAUGAUUAGUAUGUGAGGUGAUUGAUGACUAAGUUUCAUGGAGUCAUUCAAUAUGUGGUAUUGAAGUCAAUCACAUGGAUAUGUGUUAGAGAACACAUGAUCGGACUGGCCCGCUGUGAGAACUCUACAAGAUUGUUACAUGAGUGUCAUAAGAGUUUCUCAUUAUGACUAUAGAGUAUAGUCCUUAAACCUGAGUUCAUCAUGAUUCUUUACUCGUGGAUUAGUUCACUUUGACCUUGUCAAACGUGGUGAUUAUAAAGGCAUUGAUUAGGUGUUCUAUGAAGUUUGUAAGGAACAUGGAUGGAACAAGAUGGGAUUUGUCCCUCCCAUAUAACUGGAGAUAAAUAUCUUUGGGCCUAUCGAAGAUUUGAUAC
Messenger RNA from Brassica napus (rape), 1599 nucleotides. RefSeq names its product secreted RxLR effector protein 161-like. The record is from RefSeq and is a predicted model, not a curated record. Lineage: Eukaryota; Viridiplantae; Streptophyta; Magnoliopsida; Brassicales; Brassicaceae. Bases 186 to 665 code for a protein of 159 amino acids. The transcript has a single exon.